AUGAAUUUACUUGGAAUUAAAAAAAUAAAUCAAGAAUCAUUAAGAUUAGUUGAUAGUUCAUCGGAUUUGAAUGAGAAUGAUAAUGGCGAACACAAUAAUUUAGAACUAAUAGAAGAUCAAAAUCAAAUUGAUAAUGCAGCAUCUGAGAUUGUAAGGUUAUCAAAAUUAGAUGAAAAUUUGAAAAUAUUUGAUACUAUACGAAGUAAUGAUGAUGAUGAAAGUAAUAGUGAAGGAAAGAAUAAUCAACCAACUUUCAUUAAUCCAACUGAAAAAGAACUGGAAGAAGAAAUCUUUAGAAAUAAUAAUUUACCUGAUGUUUAUCAAAUUCUUAGUAUUAGAAGAUCUCAUGAUGCAUAUUCACGUUCGGAUAGAAUUCGUGGAAUUAGACAACAGCCUGGUAUUAAUUUAAACAUCGGUUCUAAUGAUAAUGUUGAUAGAAAUACUGCAAAUCAUUUAAUUACUCAAUUAAAUAGCAAUGAUUUAAAUAGACAGACAGUCAAUAAUAGAACUAACAGAUGCUGUGCUAAUGUUUUCCAAAACAAUCCUUUGGAAAAAGAUGGAUUUUUGAUUAUAUUUUCUGACCAGAAAUUAUAUAUCAGAAUAGUAAUAACUAUAUAUGAAAAUAUUAGUGGGAGACAUGAAUAUAUUUCACGUAAUAUCACAAAUAUUGAUGCAAUAUCAUAUAUAUCAUUAGUAUCUUUAUUUAUUGAUGUUUAUAAUGGAUCAUUUUUUACAAACAAUUGCCAAAUAGGUGGAAAAUUAUUUGCGCAUAUUAUCCCUAAAGAAGUGAUAUAUUAUUUUGAAAAACCUGAUACAAUCACUUUUCAAAAUAAUUCUAUACUUACUUUAAAUGAAGAAGCUCUACGAAUUUAUAAUUUUUUUAAUAAUUCUAAUGCCCGUAAAUAA
Molecule: messenger RNA, 906 nt
Organism: Rhizophagus irregularis DAOM 181602=DAOM 197198
Lineage: Eukaryota; Fungi; Glomeromycota; Glomeromycetes; Glomerales; Glomeraceae
Source: RefSeq, a predicted model, not a curated record